Gossypium arboreum is the source of this 1182-nucleotide messenger RNA. Its product is annotated as U-box domain-containing protein 9-like. The coding region runs from base 1 to 1182 and encodes 393 amino acids. The record is from RefSeq and is a predicted model, not a curated record. Gene Ontology annotation, cellular component: nucleus; cytoplasm. NCBI's taxonomy places the organism in Eukaryota, Viridiplantae, Streptophyta, Magnoliopsida, Malvales, Malvaceae. The transcript is spliced from 2 exons.
AUGGCUGAAAAAGGGGACUCAUCAGCAAUAGGGGCAGGAACAACUUCAAUGGCUGAAAAAGAAACGCCUUCAAUGACUGAAAAAGAAGCGUCAUCAGCAACAGGGGAAGAAACAUCUUCAAUGGCUGAAGAAAGAAAGUCAUCAGCAGUAGGGGAUGAAACAGAUUUAGAGAAAGUAGUGGAAAGAGUGGUGACAACGAUUCCUGAAGAUGAUGCUACCUACAAAAUUGAUAUAAUGAACGAAUCUAAAAGACUCUUGUCUCUUUUAAAAGAGAUGAAGCUGAAUCAAACGGUUGGUCUUGGAAGGGGUGACGGAGAUAGAGCAUUCUUGGAUGUGCAACCUGUGAUCUUGGGUUCAGGCCAGAACUGGUUGAAUGAUGGUAACCUAAAAUGCGCUAUGGUGGAUCGAGUUUUAGUAGAGUUGUUGCUUGAAAAGUUGUCGUCUUCACUUCCUGAUCAGAACGACGCUGCUAAAGACCUUCAAUUGCUGACAAAGGCAAAACCAUCAUGUAGGGAAGCUUUUUCCAAGCUCAAUGAUGCCAUCUCUAGAUUGCUCAGUCCGCUAUCGUUAACCAAGGUCGAGUCAAAUCCAGAGCUCCAGGAAGAUUUGAUCACAACAGUUUUAAACAUUUUGACUGAUGACCACAAUAAGCACCUCGUAGGGGGACAUCCUCGUGCCAUCCCUCUGCUUACUGAAUCUAUGAAGUAUGGAACCGAUGAAACAAGGAGAAAUGCUAUAGCUGCUCUCGUAUCAUUAUCGGCACUCGACUUAAACAAGUUCAUCAUUGGAAGUUCCGGUGCUCUUGCACCCCUACUUGAAGUAAUAUGUGUAGGACAUCCAUUGGCAAUAAAAGAAGCUGCCUCUGCAAUAUGCAGCCUUUGUAAAGUAUAUGAGAACCAAGACAAGUUUACUAAAAUAGGAGCAGUGAAGAUAAUCCUACAGAAGAUCAAAGAAGGUAUACUUGUUGAUGAGCUAUUGGGUGUUCUUGCAGUUCUAUCUACACAUAAUGAUGCCGUUGAAGAACUUGGGGAUCCUGAUACUUUUCAAUACUUGAUUGAUAUCAAAAGAAAUACCGCUUCCGAAAUUGCUAGAAAGAACUGCAUCCAGAUCCUGUUUAAUGUGUCUAUGUUAGAAAAAUCUUCUUUUGGUGAUGAGAAGAAGAAAUCAAGGAGAGUAAUCUAA